Messenger RNA from Trichosurus vulpecula (common brushtail), 336 nucleotides. RefSeq names its product small integral membrane protein 18 (gene SMIM18). The record is from RefSeq and is a predicted model, not a curated record. Lineage: Eukaryota; Metazoa; Chordata; Mammalia; Diprotodontia; Phalangeridae. Bases 1 to 336 code for a protein of 111 amino acids. The transcript has a single exon.
AUGGAAUCAGUAAGCACGGCCACCCUCAACACCACUCUCUGGAACGAGACCACCAGUACCGGCAGCCCACCGACCACCACAUUGGCCUACCAGUACAUCGGCUUCCAAGUCCAGAAGGUUUACCCUUUCCAUGAUAACUGGAACACGGCCUGCUUCAUCAUCAUGCUUUUAUUCAUAUUUACGGUCGUCUCUCUGAUGCUCCUGGCCUUCAUUUACGAGGUGCUUGACUGCUGCUGCUGCGCCAAAGACAAAACCCUGAGCGAGUUGGAGAGUGAGCCGAGCCCUCUGCGAACCAUGAUGGACAACAUCCGGAGGCGGGACACUGAAGUGGUUUAG